Purpureocillium lilacinum is the source of this 972-nucleotide messenger RNA. RefSeq lists its product as uncharacterized. Lineage: Eukaryota; Fungi; Ascomycota; Sordariomycetes; Hypocreales; Ophiocordycipitaceae. The record is from RefSeq and is a predicted model, not a curated record.
AUGCGCUUCACUGCCGCCUUUGCCACCCUCUUGGCCAGCACGGCCGCCGCCAACGCCAUCGCUCCCCGCACGGUCGUUGCCGAUGUCGACGCUGAGGUUGAUAUCGACGUCGACAUCGACGUUGACGUCGAGGCCAAGAUUGACGCCCUCAUCAACGUCGAUGCCGAUGUCGAUGUCAAGGUCAAGGCUGCUCUCGAUGCCGCGGUCGACUUCAAGUGCCCUGGCGACAUGACCUACUGCCCCUGGGCCAAGUCUUGCUCGUGCAAGCCCGGUCUGCACCUCGACAUCAACACCAAGAAGUGCACUGGCAAGGCCAUUGUCGGCGCCUGGCUCGAGCCCAAGAUCGACGUCUUUGCCUCCAAGGGCGUCAAGCUCGCCACCUUCUGCGCCAUCUCUCCUUACAAGAUUGUCAAGUACGACGCCAGCCACGAGUACUGCCAGGCCGGUCCCAACACCAUUGCCUUCGUUGCCGCUGCCAGCAUCCUCCUCGAGAUUGAGGCCUACGCUCACGCCGCCAUCGAUGUCACCGCCAACAUCUCCGCCGACCUCAAGGCCACCUGCGCUGGUCUGGCCAGUCUGUAUGUCGCCACCGCCGUCGAGGCCGUUGCUCUCUUCAACACCGACGUCUUCGCCCUCGCUGCUGUCAAGGCCGAUGUCGACGCCAAGCUCAUUGUCGGCCUGUUCGCCAAGGUCAAGGGCCUGCUCUGCGGUCUGGGUCUGGGCAAGUGCAAGGUCGACUGCGUCUCCUACUGCACCAAGGGCUGCAAGAACUUCAUCGAUGUCGGCCUCGACGUCGAUGUCCACAUCGGUGCUCAGCUUGAGGCUCUUGUCGGCCUGUGCAUCCUUCCCAACGUCCUGCUCAUUGUCGGCAAGGCCCACGCCAUCAUCACCGUCGCUGUCGACGGGCUGCUGUGCCUGGUCGGCGGGCUCAUCAAGCUCAUCGUCUCCACCUACGACUGCCACUGCCACUAA